Alternaria arborescens is the source of this 831-nucleotide messenger RNA. RefSeq lists its product as hypothetical. The record is from RefSeq and is a predicted model, not a curated record. The transcript has 2 exons. The coding region runs from base 1 to 831 and encodes 276 amino acids. Gene Ontology annotation, molecular function: oxidoreductase activity. Lineage: Eukaryota; Fungi; Ascomycota; Dothideomycetes; Pleosporales; Pleosporaceae.
AUGGCGGCAGUUCCAUCAGAACCUCCCCCACGCGGUCUUAAAGACAAAGUCGCGAUUGUGACUGGGGCAGGAUGCGACGGUGACGGCAUUGGUAAUGGGCGUGCGAUAUCGAUCAUGCUUGCCGAUGAGGGUUGCCAUGUCCUGUGUUUGGACCUGAAGAUGCCUUGGGCGGAGAAGACCGCAGAGAUGGCAGCGUCGAAACCACACCGGGGAAGAGCUAUCGCAAUGGAGGCAGAUGUCACCAAAGCUGGUGAUUGCGAAGCAGCAGUGACUAAAGCACUGGAAGAGUUUGGGAAGCUGGAUAUCCUAGUCAAUAACGUCGGGAUCGCUGGUGCAACAGGAACCGCGGUCGAUGUUGACAUGGAAACUUGGGCGAAGGGACUUGAGAUCAAUGUGACCAGCAUGGUACAGAUGGCGAAGUACUGCAUACCGGCUAUGCAACGAAACGAUGGUGAAAUGAAAGGCAGCAUCAUCAACAUGGGCUCAGUGGCCGGACUCAAAGGAGGAACACCACACCUGUUGUAUCCAACCAGCAAAGGUGCAGUGGUAAACAUGACGAGGGCAAUGGCUGCGCAUCAUGCACCUGAUGGCAUCAGGAUGCUUUACACACCCAUGAUGUAUGCAGGCGGUAUGAGCGAAGAAGCUCGCGAAGCUCGGAAGAAGAGGAGCUUACUCGGCACAGAGGGCAACGGAUGGGAUGCAGCCUGCGCCGUAACAUUCCUCGCUUCAGACCAUGCGAGAUGGAUGACGGGUGCAGUACUGCCUGUUGACGCUGGUGCAACAGCUGCGGUGGGUAUUGGUAUGCCGAAGAGUGCCAGUGUCAACGGUUAG